Messenger RNA from Myotis davidii, 945 nucleotides. RefSeq names its product olfactory receptor 6C2-like. The annotation marks the transcript as partial. The record is from RefSeq and is a predicted model, not a curated record. Gene Ontology annotation, biological process: G protein-coupled receptor signaling pathway. Gene Ontology annotation, cellular component: membrane. Gene Ontology annotation, molecular function: G protein-coupled receptor activity; olfactory receptor activity. The transcript has a single exon. Lineage: Eukaryota; Metazoa; Chordata; Mammalia; Chiroptera; Vespertilionidae.
AUGAGAAACCACACAGUAACAACAUUCCUCCUGCUGGGACUGACUGAUGACCCACAGCUGAAAGUUCUGAUUUUUAUCUUUCUUUUGUUUACCUACAUGUUGAGUGUAGCUGGGAACCUGACCAUUAUCUCCCUGACCGUCAUAGAUUGCCAUCUCAGAACCGCCGUGUACUUUUUUCUACAAAAUUUCUCUUUCCUAGAAAUCUCAUUCACAACUGCUUGUAUUCCCAGAUUUUUGUACAACCUAUCAACUGGUGACAGAAUCAUUACCUAUGAAGCUUGUGCUGUUCAAAUAUUCUUUACUUAUCUUUUUGGGAUAACAGAAUUUUUUCUUCUAGCCGCUAUGUCCUUUGACCGCUAUGUGGCCAUCUGCAAACCCUUGCAUUAUGUGACCAUCAUGAAUAACAGAGUCUGCAACAGGCUUAUCAUCAGCUCUUGGGUGGCUGGUUUGUUAAUCAUAAUCCCACCACUUAGCCUGGGCCUCGAUCUGGAAUUCUGUGACUCUAACGUCAUUGAUCACUUUUUCUGUGAUGCCACUCCUCUGCUAAAGAUAUCAUGCUCAGACACCUGGUUCAUAGAGCGAAUGAUUUUAGUCUGCGCUGUGUUGACUUUUAUCAUGACCCUGGUAUGUGUUGUUCUGUCCUACAUUUAUAUCAUCAUGACAAUUCUAAGACUGUCCUCUGCUCAACAGAAGACAAAGGCCUUUUCUACCUGUUCUUCCCACAUGAUCGUGGUUUCUAUCACCUAUGGCAGCUGCAUCUUCAUUUAUAUCAAACCUUCAGCAAAGGAAGAGGUGGCUCUUAACAAAGGAGUUUCCCUGCUCAUUUCUUCCAUUUCACCAAUGUUAAACCCAUUUAUUUAUACCCUAAGGAACAAGCAAGUGAAGAAAGCCUUGAAUGACUCAAUCAAAAGGCUUGCAUUCUUCUUAAGGAAAAGGAAAAAAGUG